AUGCCGCCGCGCAUCCGGAGCAACUCAGGCUUCCGUAGCGUCCUCCUCCGUCCUUCCGGCGUGUAUUACGUGAAGAUUCGCUCCGUUGAUACACGCCUUGGGCUCAGAACAUUCGACACCACCCACGAGGCCAUCUGCGCGUACGACGCGUCGGCGUGGCACCUCGGGAGGCCACGGGUGCAGAUGAACUUAUCUGACGUGCGGACGCACGAGCAGGAGGAGGAACUCGCGCCUCCCCCGCGACUAAUCACCGAGGAGGAUCACCGCAUCCAGCGGAGGCGGGAGCGCCGCCUCCUCAUCGCCGGGGCGGACGAGCAUGCCAUGGCGGUGUCGUGCGAGCACUUCCUGCAGGAUGCGAUCGCCGAGAACGAGUUAUGGGCACAGACGAGAGCGGAGCGAGCCGCGCGUCGGGUGGACAAGUAUUAUAAGGGGAAUUUGCUGCUGGAGGAGGCAAAGCAACACCAAGUCACAGUUUCACUUGCCGCUUCAAAGGGGAGAUAUGCAAGGUUCAAAGACAAUUUGAAUGCCAAGCCAGAGGACACAAUGCAACACCACCAUCAAGUUAGCGUCUCAUGCGCCACUUUAAAAGGGAGGAGUCGAGCUGGUUGGAUGUCCAAGGAGAGGAGCACUCCUGAAGGUAUCAACAUAGAGGAACAUGCUUGGAGGUUUGGGCCUCUGCCCCGACCCAAGACGCGUCGCUUUGACCGGGCUUCCAUCGGAAUUCCAGUUGUAAUGCGGAAGAGAAAACCUCCGGAGGUGAGGAACGCACUCCACGAGAAAAGAGUCGCGGCCAAACAGGAGGAUGCACAUUACUACGCGGAGGUGGCCCUGCGUAAAUACAACAGAGCCAACAACACCAAGUUUGAGCUGGUGGAAGUAAAAGUGAUAUCUAUAUUUUACGAGUUUGGAGGGGCCGGUGCCCAUUAUAACUUCACAGCUAAGCAGCCUGAGGAGCAACAUUCUGCUGAUGCCGACAGUACCAAGCUAUUCUUCUCUGAAGUCCACCUCGAUUUUCGGAGUGAACAUAAUGUGAUUAUGUGCUGUAUAGUUGGGGAAAAUGACGCAGGGCGUUGCUAUGGCUGUGAAAACUACCAGCCUGUUGUUCACCCAAGCAGCCAAGCAUACGGCGGUGGUAGUAGUACUUGUAUUGACUAUCCUGGUUCGGACGGCGAUAGCGACAGUGACUAGUACUUGAAGCCUGGUGGCUAGUGCUGGCUUGUGUGGCUAGUCUUCUCUGGUGUGUAUUGGC
Messenger RNA from Triticum urartu, 1249 nucleotides. The record is from RefSeq and is a predicted model, not a curated record. NCBI's taxonomy places the organism in Eukaryota, Viridiplantae, Streptophyta, Magnoliopsida, Poales, Poaceae.